Molecule: messenger RNA, 781 nt
Organism: Botrytis porri
Lineage: Eukaryota; Fungi; Ascomycota; Leotiomycetes; Helotiales; Sclerotiniaceae
Exons: 3
Coding region: 1-438 (145 amino acids)
Source: RefSeq, a predicted model, not a curated record
AUGCGUCUCUCGCUCAUCAUCGCUAUCUUGCCAUUGGCUCUCGCCGCACCCACUAAGCGACAGCUCGGUAGUCUUCUUGGAGGAGCAACAGGCACCUCAACCGGUGGUAGUGAUCUGUUAUCUGGACUCACAGGAGGAGAAGGAGCCACGACAGCUGUCGGUGGUAAUGAUCUCUUAUCUGGACUCACAGCAGGAGGAGCAACAGGCACCUCAAGCGGUGGUGGUGACCUCCUAUCCGGACUCACUGGAGGAGCAGCUACUGGUGGUGCUACCGCCACUGAUACUGAUGCUGGGGGAGCUCAAGGACCAGACACACUUAUCGGUGGUUUGACAGGUGGUACAAAUGCAAUUGGUACCGGGGCUACCGGAGCCACUGGAGCUACAGGAACUGGAGCUGCGGGUGCAGGCCUUCUUUCUGGAUUAACCGGUGCUGUUUAAAGAUUUGGAAUAGAGAUGAGAAAGUGCAGGGUGGGGAAUGUCUGUGGGUGGAGAGAUGAGCAGAACUUCCAUUUAUGUUUCGAUUCUAUACUAGGCAACAAAUAAUUUCAUACCAUGUUUUUUUUACAUAGUUCUAUGAGCAUCAAUGAGAAGAUCUCAUUAUCUAUAUGCUAGAACGGAGUCCUGCUCGGAUCUGGACGACCUGAACCACUCGGAUAAUGUGGCGUCAUGGGAGCUUUCAUACAUGAACUUUCAGGAUGGUAUUCUAGAUUGUCCACCAGUAGGUGUAUGGACUAACGGGAUACUACAAAAUUGACUCGUGAAUAUCCCUUGAUAUAUCAGA